This is a messenger RNA of Antrostomus carolinensis (chuck-will's-widow), 573 nucleotides long. It is a transcript of the gene SST, whose product is annotated as somatostatin. NCBI's taxonomy places the organism in Eukaryota, Metazoa, Chordata, Aves, Caprimulgiformes, Caprimulgidae. Gene Ontology annotation, biological process: regulation of cell migration. Gene Ontology annotation, molecular function: hormone activity. The transcript is spliced from 2 exons. The record is from RefSeq and is a predicted model, not a curated record. The annotation marks the transcript as partial. Gene Ontology annotation, cellular component: extracellular region.
CAGCCGCCUCGCGGUAUCCUCACUGAGUCCGGCACGGAGUGCUGGAGCAGCGGGAAGGGAAGAACUGGCCAAGUACUUUUUGGCAGAACUGCUCUCAGAGCCAAGCCAGACAGAAAAUGAAGCCCUGGAGUCUGAGGACUUGUCCCGAGGGGGUGAGCAGGAUGAAGUGAGACUGGAGCUGGAGCGCUCAGCUAACUCAAACCCCGCUCUGGCACCCCGGGAACGCAAAGCAGGCUGCAAGAACUUCUUCUGGAAAACUUUCACAUCCUGUUAGCUUUUGAAACCCACCUCUGCUCCCCAUCCCUCCCCGCCUUCUUCAUAGUCCCCUGCCCCGAGCAGAACCUUCACCACAAGAGGCGAAGACUGUAAAUACACAAUCCACGGUUAUGGUGAAAUUAAAGAAACAAGGAAAAUUUGAGUUUGAUUUCCAAUUGUUUUAAUAAAACUUUCUGUUCCAAUUGUACACGAUUUGCUUGAGUUGUGAUUUCUGACUAGUUCUUUAAUGACAUGCAUUCUUUCAGAUGUACUAUUUUUAAUUCUUUGUUGCAAUAAAAUUUAUGUUUCAAACGGUGA